Messenger RNA from Podarcis lilfordi (Lilford's wall lizard), 17220 nucleotides. The record is from the annotation of a GenBank genome assembly. Lineage: Eukaryota; Metazoa; Chordata; Lepidosauria; Squamata; Lacertidae.
AUGGAGUCGUCCAGCAACGCCGAAGGGUGCAUGGGCCAAUGCACCGGCUUCAUGCGCACCCACAAGGGAAUGAUCCUGCUGGCCGAAAUAGUAAGAGGGCGCGCACGGCGGGAGGGAUGGCGCGAUCUGCAAAGGAGGCGGGGGGCGCCCAGGGCAGGAGACUGGGGGGUCCCUAACUUCGCGGGGCGGCGGACGCUGCGCUUUGCCCAGAAAACUUCUUUCUCGCGUUUCCAUAACCCAGUUCCCUCCGGGCCCCACGUCCAGCAAAUCGACGAAGUUCAGGUUUUCCAAAGUGGUUCGGAGGGAUAAGUUGCAGCUGGGGUGCUCCAACAUGAUUGUGUGGGUCAGGCGGAGUCUGCCCCCCACCUCCCACUUUAUAAAUGGCUGGGCAAGAACAGGCGGUCACGUCCGUUAGUGGCGCCCGCCGAAAGUUGUUGGCAUGUGUGGCACCGGGCGGAGGGGCUUCCUUCGCCACCCAAACCUUCCCCAGUAUCCUCGAUGCCCGUGCCAGCCCGCUUCCCCGCGCUGGGGAUGGAACCCAGGCGUCCGGGGUGGCUUCACCGGCCCCGCUGGAGAUUGUGCCGGGCGGGGAAACGCCCUGACGGGGCAGACAGCUAAGCGCUGCCUCGGCCGAGGAAGAGUUAAGGAGGAGGGGCGGCGGACGUGUCUCCCGCGCGUCGUCGGGCCGCGGGUGGAGGGGAGGAGGGUCACGGGACGGCUGCUGUCCAGGGGGAGAGAGGGAGGGCGGUGUUGGGAGACCGAGCGGGGCCCCCCGCAAGCCCAAAGGGGAUGGAUGAGCGAAGGACAGUUGUCCCUUAAGUUUCUUCCAACGGCAGUGAGCCCUGGACGCCUGAAGCGCCUCGGUUUCCAUUCGCUGAGCGCCGCUUUUCUCUUCCUGCUCGCUGCCGCUUGCUGCGCUUUCCCUUCCUGUUCCUUAUUGCAACUCGAUCUCGCCCCGGCGCUUUGCUUUGCGCGAGUUCGGCAUCGUUAAGCUCCGCGGGGCAGAGACCCAUCGCUUGCUGCGUCCCCUGGGCAUGGCGAGCAUAGGGAGCCAGACUUCAGUAAGCCGGGCUUCCCGGGUCCUCCCCUCCCCUUGAUGCCUGCAGGUUUGGAAAAGCGGCGAGGCAGAGGAGGAAAAGGCGCUUUGCAGUCCCAGGCAGGCUCCUGUCCCCGCGGCUGGCGGUUGUUCGACGGCCUUGGGGUGCCCGAAGCCUGGCUGCUUGCCUCUCCCUGCCCGCGCAGGGCCUUGGUUUUGGGUGCGGCUGAGCGUGUGCCUCGCUGGUCGCCUCCCCGGAGCGCGGGGUGCGCGCAUCACGGGUGACUCACCGUUCCCCGUCUCUGGGCACAGUGUGUGUGUGUCUGGCACGGUAAUUGGGAGUGUCUCUUUGCGGUUUGAAUUUACAGCAGUAGUUGCUAAACAGUUGCAAGCUUGUAGGACCAUGUGGCCCUGCUCCACCUCCCUAUGACAUAUACGGGAAAGGAUAGGUUCUCCCCACCCUUCUGAAUAGCUGUAUAUUUAUCCUCACUAGUUGUCCUGGGACUUAGUACAGCUUUUAUUUUUCUGAAAAUAGAGCUGAACUUGCACCACCCAUCACACGGCCUCUUGCUUUCAGAGGGGUUCUUCUCGCUGAAUUCUUGCUUCUCAUGCGGUUGUUCAAGGGGUACAAGUUUCUCCAGAAAAAUAAAAGCAACAACCCUCUUGCUCUCUCAUAAGUUGCCCACAAGAACUGCUUCCAAGUAAACCUGUUUUGGCAAUGUAAGCCAGACCAAAGAAGCUACGCAGCCUAUUUCAAUACCAGGGUUCAGCACUGGAGUAUGUGGAAGGGAUGAGAGUGUUUCUGAGCAUGAAGCGGGUAAUGGAGUCACACCCACACACCUGGGAUUAGGGGGGUGGGCACAAGGUCUUUCAGACCAGAGGUUGGCACUACCAGGCAGCUUUGCUCUGUAGCCCUUGGGGGUCUUAAAUUCCCCCCCUCAAAAAAAAUGCUUAUUAAAAAGCCUCUAGACAAAUCAUUGGGAGAAUAGGUCUAUUAACAGCAAGACAAGGAAGUAGAGCAUCCACCUUCAGUGGCAGUAAUGUCAGUGAAUACCAGGAGCUAGCUGGCAGGAACCCUGAGCAACAUACAGGGUAACGUUUUGCAUUGGGGAAAGGCUGUCACUCCGUGGUGGAGCAUCUGAUUUGCACGCAGAAGGCCCGAGUUCAACCCCUGGCAUCUACAGACACAGCAGGGAGAGAUCCUGAAGCCCUGGAGAGCUGCUGCCAGCCAGUGCAGGUGGUCAGAGGUCUGAUUCAGUUGAAAGCACCUUGCUACGUUUCUGUGCAAAUCCCACUUGUCUGUUCUUUACCUACCCCUGGAGAGUGACUUCUAAGAGUGGAGCAGGAUCCUCCCUUAGUCUUUUCAAAGAGGGAUAGGACAAUAUGGCUUCUGUCUCCAUUAUGGGUGUAGCCCUUUCUCUGCCAUCUGUGGCAGAGAAGUUGUUGCUCUCCCCCCUCCCUCUUUCACAAAUCUUUGCCACCUCCAUUAAUAAUUAACAGAAACCGUUUUUUCUCAUUCAGUUUUUCAGCCCUGAGAAUUGGAAGCAGAACCUGGACAUCUUGAGUCCUAAUACGAGUAUUUUACCUUCACAAACUGGAGGAUCUUAGGAAUGUAGAAAACUGCCUCAUGCAAAGUUUUGGUUGGUUCAAAAAGGAUGUGCUUUAGCCAGUUUUUUAGACGUCUUUGUUCUAAGGGCUUAAAGCACAGCUGCAACUUCCCUCCUUUUGCAUGAUUCCUUGUUUGCCUUGUUAUCCUCACAGCAACCGUGUGAGGUAGGGCUGAGGAGAGUGACUGGGCCAACUACUCUCACGGAGCUUCAUGGCUGAGUUGGGUUUAUAACUUGGGAUUUUGCAGUCUUAAUCCAACCCUCUGUAACCACAGCGCCACAUGAAUCCUGGAAACCAAACAGGAGAUUGCUAUUACUCAAACUCUGCAGGACCGAUAAUCUAUCUUUUAAUCUUAGAAGAGAGCAUGUUCUUUAAGGCUGCAGGGCUGGGUGUUGUAUCUGCGUGGGAAUGACAGAGGGUUUUCCUUUUUUCAAAAAAGCGGGGCCUAGGAAUAAAUAGCAGGUCCCAACAAGGCCCACAAGGAAGGUGAAGAGAACAAGGGAAGGAUUUAUGCUUGCCUGUGCUGUGCUACGCCCUGUGACUCCCAAGGGCUCUGGGUGCAGGUGCGAGUGCUGCCUUGCCUUGUUUUUAAAAUAGCAAGCAAAGACCACAUGUUCAUUGAGUCAGUUUCUCUUUAUCCAUUGGAAGCCACAGUGGCUCCCAUCUUUGUGGGAUAAACAAAACAACACUCUCUGUGUCUGCCCCAUUAAGGCCCAAAUACAGAAGAGAAUGUGGAUUUGUUCCAUAUCAAUUGAGGUGAAGUAAGUCCUACUGCUUAGUCUCCGUACAGUUGCUGUGUCAGAUUAGAACAUGGGUAGGCAAACUAAGGUCUGGGGGCCAGAUGCCCCCAAUCACCUUCUAAAUCCUGCCUGUGCAUGGUCUGGGAAUCAGCAUGUUUUUACUUGAGUAGAAUGUGUCCUUUUAUUUAACAUGCAUCUCUGGGUUAUUUGUGGGGCAAAGGAAUUUGUUCAUUUCCCCCCCCCAAAAAAAUAUAUAUAGUCUGGGCCCCCACAAGGUCUGAGGGACAGUGGACCGGCCCCCUGCUGAAAAAGUUUGCUGACCCCUGGAUUAGAAUCACGCUUUGCCUGUAUUAAGCCAGUGUAGUGUUUGGGGAUGAGGAACCUGGUGUGCUCUAGAUGUUGCAGGACUGCAUCUCCCAUCAUGUCUGAAGGUGGCCCCUGUUGGCUGGGGCUGAUGGGAGUCAGAGUCCAGCACUGCUUGGAGGGCUAGUUGAGAAGUUGGAAUAAUGUAGCAGCCUAAUGUCACCUAAAACCUGCUCCUGUUUCACUGGAGAUGCCAGGCAUUCAACAGGGGAGAUUUGCAUGCCAAACAGAUACUCUACCAUUGACCGGUCCUAUGGCCAAUCAUAGCAUUGUAGAAUUGUAGAGUUGGAAAGGGACCAUGAGGGUCAUCUAGUUCAACCUCCAAUCUUUGGCCCAACUUGGGGCUUAAACCCAGGGCCCUGGUCUCCCAACUGAGCUACCCCUUCUUAUAUAUCAGGUUCCCCAUCUCUGAUAUAGCCUGGCAAAGGAAAACUAUUAUUUUAGGCCGCUCAACCCAUUCUUUACUUUUACCCAGUCUUUUGUCGACAGUGUCUUCUGAGUGUAUUCCUUGCCAUGCUAUAUAGGUGACACACAUUCAAGGAUGGUUCUGAGACAGUGUGCAAGGCUGUCAUUUGGGAAUCAAGGGGAAAUUGCUCCUGCUCAAGGUUGCAGGUAGGCGAUUUCUGACUCCGGUCUUAGAGUUCCUCCAGACUUCCUUUUGCUCUGUGCUUUCCAGACACAAGUCCAUACUUUAAAGCUCUGCAGCCAAGCAAGGUUUUGUUUUUGUUUUUUUGUUUGUCCGAGCGCUUUCCCCAGGAAAACCUAUGUUUUACUGCUGAAUUGGAGCAAAUGGCAAGGUGCGGAAAACACACAUCUCUCCAACAUCUUUCAGUCAUGUUUUGGGAGUGGGGGGGAAAUUCCAACCAGCUUUACUAAGGACCAGUGAAACAGCAAAACAGUGAAUGAAAGAUAGUUCACUGUUCCAUAGAAAUAUCGCUCAGGUCUUAUGUUAAAAGGGGAGGGGGGAGGGAAAGAGUGAAGGAAAAUACAUUGCUGGUAGAAUAAAUGUGAGAACCCCUGUCUGCAAAUAUCCACCAACUAAUGUGGAUCAGCAGUAGCUAUUAUUAUACGUUACAGGAAAGUAGAUUCUGUUAUUAACAGAAGUUACAUUAUACAUUACACUGUAUUUUUCAUCGUUUUGAGACUUGUGGGUUGAAUUAGGUUAGUUAGUUAGAACAAGACACACUCUCCCUUUUGGAAAAUGUACAAGCAUGUAGUUAAUUCAGUUAGCAUUCAUUGGAACUAAUGGGUUCCUUGUAAUGCUGAGAGCAAGUAUGAAGAUAUUUGGCUGGUUCUUGGCCUACGAAAGCUGAAUUAAAAAUCACAGUAGGGAUGGAAUCCACAGAAGCCAAAUUGGGUAGUAUAGCUUAGUAGUUGGAGGGCCUGUAGUCUCCCCCCACCCACUGACACAUUUCUAUUGUUUAAGCUAAAUGCCCAGUCCUGUGAUUCCCCUCCUCCUGUCAGGUAACUAAAUUCAGAAUUACCCAAAGUAGAUAAAUAAAUGCAGGCAGCAGCAUUGAUUCACUAGGGGUGGGUGGGGAGAACACUUUUAAAUAUCACAAAACUUCUGUUAGGACUAACUAAAAACCACACUAGUGUUUGAAUGUCACAGUCUCUGAUAGGGUUUGGGUUUGCUUUGGGGUUUUUUAAACCAGCCCACGCAUCAGUAUUUGAAAGCAGCUCAAUGCACAGGAGAUAAUGGCGACUGCCACUCGUUCACAAGCUUCACUUGCUUAUAUCUAUGCAACAAGCAGUGGUUGGUUGGCCUCAUCUGCUCAAGAGCUUAUAUCCGUUUCUGCACAGUUGGCAAGAUAAAUUCAGUUAUCUGUUCCAAGCCCUUUUAAAAACCCAUUUCCCUCUCAACUUUGCCCAUGUAACAGCUCUGUAUCCCAUGCCUGGGGUGGAGGACGUAUGCUUAAUUCCUUUCCAUGUGUUAUGGGAAAAUUCAACAUAUCCCACCUUUUUGCUGUAAUUACAAUGAUUUGGCACAUACAGGGGUUCCCUGGUGCUCAUAGUACCUCCCAUACAUUAGCUUGAUAGUAAUCCAACUGCUCCUGCAAGGUAGGGCACCCCCGCUAUGCUCAUCUUGCGGGUGAGAGCGGUUUGGUGCCCUAAGGCAACCUGGUGAGUUCAUGGCUCAGGGGGUGUUUUUAAACUGGGGACGGUCCCAGCUUGCAUUCUUGGUUCAGCUGUCAGCAUGUUUUCUGCCCUUGGCUGCUAUCUGCUUAUUUCCCGCUUGGACUACUGCAAUGCGCUUUACGUGGGGCUACCUUUGAAGAUGACGCGGAAACUACAACUAAUCCAGAAUGCGGCAGCUAGACUGGUGACUGGGAGCAGCCGCUGAGACCACAUAACGUAGGUCUUGAAAGACCUACAUUGGCUCCCAGUACGUUUCCAGGCACAAUUCAAAGUGUUGGUGCUGACCUUUAAAGCCCUAAACAGCCUCGGUCCAGUAUAUCUGAAGGAGCGUCUCCACCCCCAUCGCUCUACCUGGACACUGAGGUCCAGCACUGAGGGCCUUCUGGCGGUUCCCUCACUGUGAGAAGCCAAGUUACAGAGAACCAGGCAGAGGGCCUUCUUGGUAGUGGCACCCGCCCUGUGGAACGCCCUCCCACCAGAUGUCAAAGAGAAAAACAACUACCAGACUUUUAGAAGACAUCUGAAGGCAGCCCUGUUUAGGGAAGCUUUUAAUGUUUGAUGCAUUACUGUAUUUUAAUAUUUUGUUGAAAGCCACCCAGAGUGGCUGGGGAAGCCCAGCCAGAUGGGCGGGGUAUAAAUAAUAAAUUACUGUAGUAUUAUUAGUAUUAGUAUUAGUAUUAUCCUUCUCCAGCUCUAUCUUGUGCCUUUCCUUUGAUUCUGCCACCCCCUAUAUUAGAAGUUCUUUCUGUGCUUCUGCUUUUAACUCUUUGGCAUUCCUCUUGGGCUCUUCCCGUGGCAAUUCUCUCCCCGCUCUUUAUUUCUGGCCUGCGAAAGUGGAGGCCUGUUCCUUUAUGUUUUUAUUCUGGACCUUGGCAUACUUGGCAGGAGGCUCCUAGUUUGUUUAGCUGUUGCCCCAGUGAUUCCCUUCUCUCUCUCUCUCACACACACACACACACACACACACACACACAGCUUCCGCCUGGCGCACUGGCAACCCCAGUGUGCUGACGAACAGAUUGGCCCUUUGUUUCCAAGGUCCACAACUGGAAUGUCUAGCUGUAAUUGUGUCUACCGGUUGCCACAGCUGGAACAUCUCCUGCAAGCGCUCUUCCUUCGUUGGAGGAGAAGCCCUGUGCCUUCAGACAUCUCUGGAGAAUGCAUUCCUAGGAAACCCAUGUUAAAUCCCUGGCAUAUUUAGCUUAAAAACGUAUUAGGUAGCAAGGCUGGGUGGUGGGUGGCGGGCAGGGAGACCCAUGCUUGAGAACUGGGGAGGUAGAGACUCUGCCAUCUAUAUAUAGAGAGCACAAGUGAGUGAGACUCGAGGCCAAGGCAUGCUUAUUUUUCUCUCCAAGAUCUGCCCGUAAAUAGAAUUCGAGUCCUUCAGGCUCUGGCAGGUUAAUUUGCCACAAAGCAGAAGGAAAACCCCUUGCCCCAACAGUCCCCACCACACCCAGAUAUCCUUUGGGGUGGCCCCCUUUUAAAAUAUAUAUAUAUAUAUUAGCAAUUUCAACAUAACAAAGUAUCAAAACAUAUCAUAUUCUUUAUUUUUCCCCUUUCCCCCCACCUCCAUCAAACCCUCCCUCCCUCCCCCAGAGACUUCCCUCAGCUCCUCUCUCUGAUUUCUCAGCACAUAUUACUCUCUGCAUGUUAAAAAAUUAUACAUAUCCUUACAUUAUCUAUCUGCCAUGUUAUCAACCAAUAAAUCUGUGUAUGUUUAUUCAAAACCUGCCAAGGAGUUCAAUUCAUUCUGUUGUGUUUUUAGAUAAUUUGUAAAAAGCUCCCAUUCUUCCUUAAAGUCACAGUUGUCCUUGUCCCGCAGUUUGUAUGUCAGUUUAGCCAACUCUGCAAAGCUCAUCAAUUUUUCUUGCCACGGGGUGUCCCUCUUGAUACAUUGACGUAUGAAAAUAAAUGGCUGCUAGAUUAUGUUACCAAGCUAGAAAACUUUUUCAUCUUACAUGCAGCAUAAUGUCACUUUGUAGCUUGCAUUUGAUAUGUGUGUAUGUUUGUGUGUACACACAGACAUACUGCCAGCUACUUGGAAUGGAAGCAAAUACAAAUCUCUGGUUUUUGGUUUUGGGGCUGGAAAUCCACUAAGCUGUUAAUUUAUCCUGGCGCCCAACAUGCUGGUUUUGCGCAGAGAAGCAAGGCCAGGUAGGGCCUGAGAGUGAGAAAUCUAGUGUGCGUCCAAGCCACGCUUUUGAAAGUCAGCCUUCAGCAAUCUCUAAAGGCCCUCAUCCCUUUCAUGGGCUGUGAAAGUAGCUUCAUGAAUCAAAUUCUUGGCAAGGAAAACAGGCCCUGAUGCCAUCGUGCACAACUCACUGACUCAGAGUUUCCCACCAAUUUCCUUGGUUCGUCCACCUUCCUUCCAAGAUUGGUUCAGUUCCACCAAAGCCAAUCUAAGUGAAAUUGUGGGGAAAUUCUUUCUGAAAGGCUGGAACAUCUGGUCAAUGGAGCAUGGUCGCUUUCGGAGACAGAAGUUUGGCAGACUGGACCAAACAUCUCCCAUGUAGGGAAACCUGAGGUUAGGCUAAACUAGUUUAAAACGCAGGUGAGGAUUAUAGCUGAAUGCUUCUUUGUCAAAAGCAUCUAGGUUGUGCAGUGCUAGCAUACUGGGGCAGGCGGAGAUGUACCCAAUGUGCUGGAGUAUUUACAAAGAAAAGAUCUGAGCAUAUCAGACCACCCUGAUCAGUAGGGCAAGCCCAAGACAUUUUGGCACCUGAGGCGAACUGUAAAAUGGCGCCCUCCACAGGGAAGAAGGGGUGAGUGAAGAUCUAUAUCGGGAACAAGGAUGGAAGGAGACCAGCAGCACCUCCAAUUUGCCAAGAGGCCACUACAGUGGUACCUCGGGUUACAGACGCUUCAGGUUACAGACUCCGCUAACCCAGAAAUAGUACCUUGGGUUAAGAACUUUGCUUCAGGACCUGCCAAGGAAACUGAAGAACAUUUUCAUGUAUGUGACAACAGCAGCAAGAGUCUUAAUAGCACAAGGAUGGAAGAAUGAAGAAAUCCCGACCAAAGAACUGUGACAAGAGAAACUGAUGGAUUAUGUGGAACUGGCGAAAUUGACACACAAAUUGCAUGAUAAGGACAACUGUGACUUUAAAGAAGAAUGGGAACCUUUUACAAAGUAUUUAAAGAAACAACAAAAUGAACUGGACUCCUUGGCAGGUUUUGAAUAAAUAUACACAAAUUUAUUAUUGAUAACAUAUAGACAGAUAAAUUAAGGAUCUUUACAAUUUUAUAAUAUGCAGAGAAUAACAUGUGCUGAAAAAAACAGAGAGGAGCUGAGGGAAGUCUGGGGGUGGUGGGUUUUUCUUUUGGGGAGGGGAGAAGGAAAAUUGGGGGGAAUGAUGAUGACAUGGUUUUGAUAAAUUGUUAUGUUGAAAUUUCUAAUAAAAAUAUUUUUUUAAAAAGAAAGAACUUUGCUUCAGGAUGAGAACACAAAUCGUGCUCCGGCGGUGCAGCAGUAGCAGCGGGAGGCCCCAUUAGCUAAAGUGGUACCUCAGGUUAAUAACAGUUUCAGGUUAAGAACGGACCUCCAGAACGAAUUAAGUUCUUAACCCGAGGUACCACUGUAUAGAGGUGGCAGCCAAGGAGCGGGCAGAUCCAGCCUUGCAGAAGUAUGCUGCAGCCAUUGCUGCCACUGCAAGAGCAUCAGUGGGCGGGGCAUUCCUUGGAGGCUGGAUCUGCUGUCCCUGUCGAUUCUGCUGCCUGCGGCGGCUGCCUCACCUUGCCUCAUGGGUGGAGCAGCCCUGUUGCCCAGGCAUUCCAAGUGGCACAGUCCCAAGAAGGCUGCUAAGCAUUUUUCAUUUCUUUGUUUUCACACCAGAAUUAUUAACAGUUUUAUACUGAGUCUCAGCUAAUCCUGCAACAAUCCUGGUAAUACCUGACCAGAUAUCAGAGAAAUAAAUUGUCUACUGCAACUAUAUACCAAUAUAUUAUUAUUGUUAUUGUUGUUGUGGUGGUGGUGGUGGUGGUUAUUAAUACCCUGUCCAUCUGGCUGGUUGCCCCAGCCACUCUGAGCAACUUCCAACACAUACAAAAGCAUCAAACAUUAAUUGUAACAAUCUGAUCCAAUAUAAAAAGUCACAAUAACUUUAAAUUAUAUCAAACAAAGCAACAUUCAACAAUCCAUCAGAAUCUAACAGAAAACAGUAAAAUUAAACAUCAGCAAAUAAUAAUUACAGUGGUACCUUUGCAUGCGAACAAGAUCUGUUCCGGAGCCCCGUUCACAUCCUGAAGCGAACGCAAUCUGCGUUUGUGCAUCUGCACGUGUACGGGUCGUGAUUCACUGCUUCCGCGCAUGCACAUGAUGCCAUUUUGAGUGUCUGUGCAUGCGCAAGCGGCGAAACACGGAAGUAAUGUGCUCCGUUAGUUCCGGGUUGCCGCAGAGCGCAACCCGAAAACACUCAACCCGAAGCUACUUCAACCCGAGGUAUGACUGUAAACAGUUUACACUUAUCAACCACAAGAAGGAAUUACCAAUCUAUAAUCAAUAAAAACAAUAGCAAAUCGCAGUGCAUAAAAUACCAUGAAACAUACAAAACCAUGUAAAAAAAUCAAAUUGAGAAACAAGGACACACAACUUAUAAAACUAUUUUUUUAAAAAAAUACCCCUGAACUCCUCUCUUCCCAGCGGCUGGUCUGGGAAAGGCUUCCAGGGCUGGAAUAUGUGGCAAGGCAGGUGGAAAUGGCAUUGCCUGAUGAGGAGGAAGAAAGUCUUUCUCCCCUCAUAAAAUGAUAUGCCAUUAUAUUACCCGUUUACAACAACUAACUAGGGCUGGGCGAUAUCCGGUUUUCAACAUUGUGAUAUAUCACCAUCUUAACAUUAUGAUAUAUUGAUCUAUGCCACUGCGCAAGCAGAAAUGCUCAUGCUGAGAGAACAAUCUCCUGAGCACGAUGUUGAAUUCCACCCACAGGCUCCAUCGGUGGAGGGAGAAUAUAGCCGUUGUGGCUGCUAGCUGAGAAGUAAUAGCACUAGGGCUACGGCAAAGGGAAAUAUCUGCCUGCCUAGCUAACAAGGGCUGUUGAUAUGUUUUUAGGCACCAGGCAAAAUUAUUUCUCUUUAAUCAGGCCUUUGGCUGAUUCUAUGUCCUUUUAAAAGGAGGGAACAUUACUGGUUUGGCUUUGUUCUUGCUUUUAUUAUGUAUUUUGUGUUCUCAUUUUGUAUUUUUAUGUUGUGAACCACACUGCGAUCUUCAACGGGCAGUAUAUAUUAUAAUUUAAUAAUAAUAAUAAUAAUAGUAGUAGUAGUAGUAGUAGUAGUAGUAGUAAUGUGUGCUCUACUGAGCAGGCCAUGAGAUCAUUUGGAGUUCCUGUUCCUAAAGUGCCCUGAACCUCUUGCUGUAACAGAUAAUUUUCAGUCCCAGGGUUUCACUUCUGAACCCCAACCUACAGUAUUAGCUCUUUGAAAAAUGCUUCAUUUAUGAUUACUAUUAAGUCUAUUAUUUGUAGCCCACCCACCUGACUGCCAGUUCUUCUCUCGGAGCUUGUCUUCCCCGCUCCUUUUCAUGAGUUCUGCCCUUUGACAGAUCUUUUUCUCCUUUCUCUGCCAGAUUGCGUGCAUCCUCAUCCUGAUCUGUUAUGGGGCCUCCGUGACACCAGGCUACUCGGGUUUAGCCUGCUUCAUGCUCAUUUAUGGCAUUGUCAUCUUCAUCUUCUUCAUGUGUAACUUGCACCACCAGAUCACUUUCAUCCACUGGGGAUGGACGGUAAGGCUUCUCUUCUGCCCCUGGCACUGGGGUGGGGCAGGGCAUUCGCACAGCAUGCCCAAAGGGCCUGGGAAUGUGGGGCCCACAUCACUUUACAGGAGCCUUCCCCACCUGGAACUACAACUUCCAUCACCCCCAGUCAGCAGGCCCAAAUCAUCUGGAUUGCAGGCAAGAGGGGGACAGAUUAGAUUGUGGUUCAGUGGGGGAGAGCAGCUUGCAUGCGUCUGUUGCUUAAAAGUAUAGGCCAGGCAUAGGUAAACUCGGCCCUCCAGAUGUUUUGGGACUACAACUCCCAUCAUCCCUGACCAUUGGUCUUGUUAGCUAGGGAUGAUGGGAGUUGUAGUCCCAAAACAUCUGGAGGGCCGAGUUUGCCUAUGCCUGGUAUAGGCUUUGUCCCUGCCCUGCUCCUUCCUCCAGUGUGCUGGGGAGGAAACAAACCAGAGGCUGUCUUCAGGUUGCUUGUCAACCAGCACUCACGGGCUGUCCCCCCAAACUCAAGAACAACACUUUGCACACCAAUAUGAAAUCAUUCUGCAGUUUGUCCCCCACCCCACGCAGACUGGCUGAGGACAGGGAGUGACCAUGAUCCGAGCACUGCGCGCUGAAACUGCUUAAACCAUGGGUAGGCAAACUAAGGCCCAGGGACCGAAUCCGGCCCAAUCGCCUUCUAAAUCUGGCCCGCAGACGGUCCGGGAAUCAGCGUGUUUUCACAGCAGUAGAAUGUGUCCUUUUAUUUAAAAUGCAUCUCUGUGUUAUUUGUGGAGCAUAGGAAUUCGUUCAUUUCGCCCCCAAAAAUAUAGUCCAGCCCCCCACAAGGUCUGAGGGGCAGUGGACUGGCCCCCUGCUGAAAAGGUUUGCUGACCCCUGGCUUAAAGCGUGGGGUGGGGAGGUUUUCCUUGCGGACAACCAUGGGCAUAGCCAGGAUUUUUGUUGAGGGGGAGGACCUCGUUAGGGGGGCAGAACCAAUGUGAUUGGUCAAUUAGUUAAGUAUUUCUAUUGUUUUACUUGAUCUGGGGGAGGGCAGCUGGGCUACGCCCAUGUGGACAACCCUUCUGGGUGUAGCUUGGCUAGUGGCAGUCAGGGCGAAAGAGGUGACUUGUAGAGUCGGCUUCGUUCCAGCCAUGCAAGCUUCUGAGGUUUCUACGCACCAGCUCCCCAUCUCCACCCAGGCAAGCAACAGAUGUUGUUGUGGUUCACGGACACUUCCCAAUGCCGGACUAAGCCCUGUGGAGGCCCCUAGGAAAGCAAAAUCCUGCCCUCGUGCAGGCACUCUGGUGGGAUGACACUGAACUAAGAAAGAUUGGUUGUACAUUUCCUUCAAGAUCAAAUCAAUAUUAUUUUCACCCAUUGUCACGGUGCCCCUAAAAGGCAUGGGACCCAUAGAGUGGUGCCUAAUCAACCUAUUUAGUAAUCUGGUACUGACACUUUCCUACUAGCUGAGGAGAGUGUGGAGCAGGACCAGUGAGGGAGGUGGUCUGGGCAUGGACUGGAACGUUGAUCGAGGGACAGGCAAAGUCCUGGAGAACGGCAUUGAGCCCCCAGACCUGAGGAUUCCCACCCCGGUUUAAAGCAAUGAGCAAACUGGGGCACUGUGUCUAUCUGUGCUAAGGGUUCUCCACUGAAACAAACCAAAUUCUGCAUUUUAAAAUAUCCUGCCUACAUUGUGCUGAGUAGAACAGGGGAUGGCGACGUCCUGGCAACCCGUACAAUGUGUUUGUAUGUUCUUUACUUAGCUAUUAGGGAUGUGGGUGGUGCUGUGGUCUAAACCACUGAGCCCCUUGGGCUUGCCAAUCGGAAGGUUGGCAGUUUGAAUCCACGCAACAGGGUGAGCUCCCAUUGCUCUGUCUCAGCUUCUGCCAACCUAGCAGUUCAAAAGCAUACCAGUGCUAGUAAAUAAAUAGGUACCACUGCAGCAGGAAGUUAAACGGCGUUUCCGUGCGCUCUGGUUUCUGUCACGGUGUCCCAUUGCGCCAGAAGCAGUUUAGUCAUGCUGGCCAAGGAAAGCUGUAUGCGGACAAACGCCGGCUCCCUUGGCCUGAAAGCGAGAUGAGCGCCACAACUCCAUAGUCUCCUUUGACUGGACUUAACCAUCCAGGGGUCCUUUACCCUUUUACCUUUAUAAUUCACUAUUUAAAAAAAGCAAGGACCCUGUCCUCGUUUCUGUCGGACCACCUUAAGUCUCAAAAAACACACCAUCUACGUUGAAGUUAUGGUGGUAUUAAAAAUAUGUGUCAAUGAUUAGCUCAGAGGUAGGUGGUUGGCUCAGCUAAUCCUGCUUUAACUUCUUUGACAACCCUAGUUCCAGUAUUAACUUUUUUCUCCCUUUCUGUUGCCUCCUUUUAGGAUUUCAUAAGGGCUCUCAUUGGGGCUGUUGCUUUCCUCAUCACGUCCCUUAUCGUUCUCAUAGGACACAGAGAUGGAGCUGGCAUUGCAGCUGCGGUACAUAAAAGCUAACAAAAAUUCAUGGAGGGCAGGGAAAGGACGCUGGAGUGCUGAUUUGGCCAGCAGCGGGAAUAUGUAGGAAUGUUGCUGUGAACGGGGAGACACGUGGCACAUUUAGGCUUUGCUAGUUGGAGAACUGGACCUAAUGGUCAGGGGUCCCUUUACCUUAGAGGAACGUGGGUGGCGCUGUGGGUUAAACCACAGAGCCUAGGACUUGCCGAUCAGAAGGUUGGUGGUUUGAAUCCCCGUGACGGGGUGAGCUCCCAUUGCUCGGUCCCUGCUCCUGCCAACUUAGCAGUUUGAAAGCACGUCAAAGUGCAAGUAGAUAAAUAGGUACUGCUCCAGCGGGAAGGUAAACGGUAUUUCCAUGCGCUGCUCUGGUUCGCCAGAAGCAGCUUAGUCAUGCUGGCCACAUGACCCGGAAGCUGUACGCCGGCUCCCUUGGCCAAUAAAGCUAGAUGAGCGUCGCAACCCCGGAGUCGGCCACGACUGGACCUAAUGGUCAGGGGUCCCUUUACCUUUACCUUUACUUUCAAGCCAUGCUGAUUUUUUGGUGAGAAUGCGCUUUAAAUCACUCCCACUUGAACUCAGUGGGACUUCAGAGAGCUUAACUUUGUCCAGCUCAUGCCCCAAAUAAAUGCACAGUCAGUGCAACCGAAUCAAAAUUGCCAUGCCUCUCGGCGCAAGUAGCUACUUUAAUUUAGAAGAGGCAAAAUGAAGCUUGACAACCCAAAUAGAGGAAUAAAUGGGACUAUUCUACCAAAAGCAACUACCAAUAAUAAUAUAAAAAGCCCACUUCCUACCUCGAGUACAACUGCAGAAAUGUACUCUUAAAAGCAGAUGGAGGCCCAUACUAAACUUCCACUUCCUUCCGACAGGUGAUUGGAAUGCUGACAGGAAUCCUUUUUGGCUACGAUGCCUACACCAUCUUACCAACCCUCAGGAAAUCACAUGCAGCAGCUCCCACUGGUAGGUCUUCUCUGUGCAAGGAAGAGUGUGAUCCUGUGGCAAUUGGCGGCUCUUAGAUGGCUUUUGCUUGGUGCAUCAGUAAUCAGCCAGACAGACAGACAGACAUAAGAGAACUUGCUAGCUAGUACACACACACGGUUGAAGGGUUUGCAUGCUGAACAAGCCCAACUCUGUUUCGUUUCAUUUGCAAGCCUCAGCCUUCCUCACUCAAGGCCCCGGCUGAGUUACCAUUCAAGUUCUAACUGCUCAGAAGCUGGGUGUCCUUUCGUGUUUACUCUGCAUCCAAUUCAUUCCCAUUGCCAGCGUGGUUGGUUGUGAGUACCAUAAACACUGUGCUUUGAUAUGUUUCCCUAGCAGGGGCACCAUGUAGAAGGGGCUGAGGGGGCCUCAAAUUUUCAAGGAGGUGACCAGGUCCCCUCAAUAUUACACAGCCUACCCAUGGCAGGUAUGGGCCCAUCAGGCCUCCCCACAGCUGGAGCUUCCCUUUUAAAAUGCAGUGGUACUUUGGGUUACAGAUGCUUCAGGUUAUAGACUCCACUAACCCAGAAAUAGUACCUCGGGUUAAGAACUUUGCUUCAGGAUGAGAACAGAAAUCGCGCGGCGGCAGUGGGAGGCCCCAUUAGCUAAAGUGGUACCUCAGGUUAAGAACAGACCUCUGGAACGAAUUAAGUUCUGUAGCAGUUUGACACCAGAGCAAAUUUCUCUCCACUUUUACUGUGUGAGGUGAUGUCCAUGCUUGCAGACCUUCAAAUUGUAGUUGUGAUGGAUUUGGGAUUAGAACAUGCAGUGAAACCAGAUGAUGGAGAAGCAGGAUGGACAAGUCAGGCAAGGAAGAGAAGCGGGAACAUUGUGAAACAGCAGCCAGGUCCUAUUCAACAGUCCAGGAAAAAGGGAAGCUUUGCAAGUUGAUCUUGUGAUUUUGCAAGUCACACUGACUAAUGUUUUUGCUGCGUACACCACUUGUCUAAUCUCCAAUGUUGAAGGUUCACGGUUCCACUUGGGGGGCAGGAGCUAUGUUUUGUAUGGUAUUACAGACAUAGUGACUAAGCCCCUCUUCUGCACUGCAAGGUGCAGUCAUUUGUAGGUCGAUUAAUGCACCACUCACUUGACGGUGCCUUGUCUGUGUUUCUGCGACGGUUGUUCGUUUGUUGUUGUUGUCUCGCCCAGUCUACCAGAUGUUUAUAUACAGCCUUAGAAAUUAGCACAUUUUGCACCUGGCUUUCGACCAAGUGAAGAUGCCUGGAUUCCAGGAUGGUGUCUGACAUUUCCACCACCUGGAGAUGCAUGCCUGGAGAUCCUUGGAUCUGGACUGUUUUCACACACUAAUACCCCAUCCUGUCAUAUUCUAUCCAUUAUAUUUUAUCUGCCCAAUUGGAAUGAAUUUCUGGAACCAAAAUGCUUUUUCAAUGCAAUCUGAGCAGGAGCAGUCACAGAGGUCAGAAUAGGCCAAUAUCAAUGUGGACUGUCGCUGGAUCAAGUGACUUUUCUUCUUUAAGUUCUCAAAACUCUUAACUGAGCUCAAGGUUGUCCUCUGAACUACUCAGAUGUUUAACUGUGAACCAAUCCCAGUCAGUCCCACCAUUUGAAAAAUAAGACUUUAAAGCUGUCUUGCCCCAAAAUGGCAACUAGACAUUCCGUUUUGACGAUUGUAACCUUGGUUUAGGGCAGGCACCCCCAAACUCGGCCCUCCAUAUGUUUUCGGACUACAAUUCCCAUCAUCCCUGACCACUGGUCCUGUUAGCUAGGGAUGAUGGGAGUUUAGUCCCAAAACAUCUGGAGGGUUGAGUUUGGGGGUGCCUGGUUUAGGGAGACAUUUGGCCCCUAGCUUAUAUAUCUGAGUUUCUAACACUGGCUUAUAUACUAAAGCCAUUCCCAGAAGACCCCCAUCUCCUUAAGUGUAACUAGAUAUACUCAAAGCACUUGACCAAAUUGAAUGGUCAUUUGUGUUAAAGAUACUGGAGGUACUGAGUGCGAAGAAUCACUUUCUUCAUGUAGCAAGCAUGUAAGUCAGUGGUAUGGUGUCUGCCUCUUAUGCCCUCCAGAGAGGACUGCCAUCUCACUUCUUCUCAGUAUUAGUGAUAGAGCUAUUUUAUCUUAUAUUAUUUUCUGCCGAUUUUGUUGUUCCUUGUUCUUUGUCAUUACUUGUUACAUUGAAAACAUGAUGAUUUUGGCAUUUCUCUGCUCCUUUACAGGUCCUUCAGAUGGGAUCUGA